Molecule: messenger RNA, 995 nt
Organism: Erinaceus europaeus (western European hedgehog)
Lineage: Eukaryota; Metazoa; Chordata; Mammalia; Eulipotyphla; Erinaceidae
Gene: FKBP14
Product: FKBP prolyl isomerase 14
Exons: 5
Coding region: 168-803 (211 amino acids)
Molecular function (GO): calcium ion binding; peptidyl-prolyl cis-trans isomerase activity
Source: RefSeq, a predicted model, not a curated record
CUUGGAGAGUUGUUGGGAGUUAAAGUGCCACGUCUGCUUGUCGGGGACAGUCAUGAACUUGCCAGAGGCUGUUGUCUGUUAGCUUACGACUACAAUCCGAACUCCGUGAGGCCCGGGGGAAGGGUCUCUGUCUUUCCUGCAGAGGGGCUCUGUCUGGCUCCAGCACCAUGAGGCCCUUGCUCUGGAAUGCAGUCUGGACCCUGCUGGUCACGCCUCUGAGCGGGGCUCUGAUACCGGAGCCAGAAGUGAAGAUUGAAGUUCUCCAGAAGCCCUUCAUCUGCCACCGUCAGACCAAGGGUGGGGACCUGAUGCUGGUCCACUACGAAGGCUUCUUGGAGAAGGACGGCAGCUUAUUUCACUCCACGCACAAGCAUAACCAAGGCCAACCCAUCUGGUUUACUCUGGGCAUCCUGGAAGCCCUCAAAGGCUGGGACCAGGGCUUGAAAGGCAUGUGUGUGGGGGAGAAGAGAAAGCUCACCAUCCCCCCCGCCCUGGGCUAUGGAAGAGAAGGAAAAGGUAAAAUCCCCCCAGAGAGCACACUGAUAUUCAACAUUGAUCUCCUGGAGAUCCGAAACGGACCGCGGUCCCACGAGUCUUUCCAGCAGAUGGAUCUCAAUGAUGACUGGAAGCUCUCCAAAGACGAGGUCAAAGUAUAUUUAAAGAAGGAGUUUGAGAAGCAUGGCGCGGUGGUGAAUGAAAGCCAUCACGAUGUUUUGGUGGAGGACAUUUUCGAUAAAGAAGAUGAAGACAAAGACGGGUUUAUAUCUGCCAGAGAGUUCACAUAUAAACACGAUGAGUUAUAGAGCCAUGUCCGCUUAUUAUAUCACAAUAGCCACCCUUCAGGGGAGGGUUGUUUUUAAUAUGUUCUGUUCUUGCUUUUUUUGUUUGUUUGUUUUUAUAUAUCUUUGAUGUUAUUUGAAGAAAAAGUACCAUUCCUCUUUGGUAAGUUAUUAGGUAAAAAUUUUUGCUAAUAAAAAAUAAUUAUAAUAAAAAAG